AUGGCCCCCCUGCACAUCAACCUCAGCGAGACAAGCCGCUGGCUCGCCCAGCUGCACACCACCAACCUCAUUCCCGCCGACGGCGCGCCGACAAGUUCCUCCUCCGCUUCCUCGUCGACGCGCAGCCGCGGUCGAAGCGUCGACCUCAGCCCGACAACUUCAGCGUCGUCGUCGUCCGGCUCGCCUACCUCGCCCGUCGACUCGGGCACGACGACCUGUCUGCUCACCGAGUCCCGCGCCCGGAGCCUGCAGCGGCUGUGCGACCUGAGCGACGUCAACGCGCGGUUCUCGCCGACCAACAUCAACUACGUCAAGACGGCGGCGCCUCGGGACAAGGGCGCCUCGCCGACGACGACGACGACGACGACGGCACGGUCGAGGUGGUACCGCAAGGCAUCGGGACAGUCGCUGGAGGCGCUGGAGGGAAGCUCGAUGCGCAAGUAUUCGUUUUCAAAAUUCAGGCUGCGAUAG
This is a messenger RNA of Cordyceps fumosorosea ARSEF 2679, 471 nucleotides long. RefSeq lists its product as hypothetical. The record is from RefSeq and is a predicted model, not a curated record. The transcript has a single exon. Lineage: Eukaryota; Fungi; Ascomycota; Sordariomycetes; Hypocreales; Cordycipitaceae. Bases 1 to 471 code for a protein of 156 amino acids.